AUGUUAACUCAAAUUCAAAGACUUGCCAUGCUAAGUAUCACUAAGUGUUUUAGGACAGUAUCCAAUGCUAGCUUAUUUAUUUUAAGUGGAUGUGAGCCAAUCUUUUUGAUUGCUCAAAGAGAUAGCAUUUUAUUUCAUUUAAAACAUGGCAGAAGUCAUGCUCAAAGUUUUGAUUUACAAGCAGAUGCUUCAAAUAUUGAGAUUGGUGGAUUAAUUAAUGAUGUUCAUCCUGCCUUAAUAACUGAUUAUUUUUGGGACAAGAAGGUUCCAACUCGUGAAGGUCACGAGAUUUUUACAGAUGGUUCAAAGAUUGGUGGUAAAGUUGGUUGUUCUUUUAUUGCGUAUUCAAAUGGAGAGAUUGGAUGUAACAAAAAGUUCAGAUUGAGUGAUAAUUCUACUGUUUUUCAGGCAGAAGUUUUUGCCAUUUUCAAAUCCUUGGAGUGGAUAUUAUAUAAAGAUAUUAAAAAUGAUGUUAAUAUAUAUUCGGAUAGCCAAAGUGCUUUAUUGGCCAUAGUUUCUGGUAGAUCUGUUACCAAGUUGGUGUAUGAUACUCAUUUUCUUUUGAUUGAAAAUUUAAAGGAAAGAAAAAUUAAUCUUCAUUGGCUUAAAGGACAUAUAGGGCAUGAAGGAAAUGAAUUUGCUGACAUUUGCGCUAAAAAAGCUACAUUAAAAAAUACAAUUGAUAUAUCUUUACCUACUUCAAUAGAUAUCUUUUUAAAAAUGUUUUAG
Messenger RNA from Stegodyphus dumicola, 729 nucleotides. Its product is annotated as ribonuclease HI-like. Lineage: Eukaryota; Metazoa; Arthropoda; Arachnida; Araneae; Eresidae. The record is from RefSeq and is a predicted model, not a curated record.